Molecule: messenger RNA, 2373 nt
Organism: Cryptomeria japonica (Japanese cedar)
Lineage: Eukaryota; Viridiplantae; Streptophyta; Pinopsida; Cupressales; Cupressaceae
Product: type IV inositol polyphosphate 5-phosphatase 11
Exons: 7
Coding region: 805-2100 (431 amino acids)
Biological process (GO): phosphatidylinositol dephosphorylation
Cellular component (GO): plasma membrane
Molecular function (GO): phosphatidylinositol-3,5-bisphosphate 5-phosphatase activity; phosphatidylinositol-3,4,5-trisphosphate 5-phosphatase activity
Source: RefSeq, a predicted model, not a curated record
UUCAUACUGCAUAGCUGGUUUUCCAAGAAAUCGAUGCACCAGAACUUUUUCUCUAUGCGCACUUUCCUUGCUUAGCUCAAUAACUUUACAACUUACCCUGUUCCAACAGAUAAAAAGUCCUGCCUUCUGUAUUCCAACUCAGUCGCUGGUUUUGGGGAGUAACUAAUUGACUUACUCUGCAAGAAAUUCUGUUUUUUUUUUGUUUCCUUUGCUUAUCAACAAUGACAGGAAACUAGGAGUUGUUGCUCUGGUUGACUUAUUUUGAGGUUUUAGUUCAAUAAAAACAGACAUUCUGUAGAAUAAAGUUGUGUGUUUUGCUUGUUUCAUUCCUCCUUUCAUGGUACCCUUUUUAAGGUUUCUACAAUGGAGGACUGUAAAUAGUCAGUAUGCUGUAAAAUCAACUUCAGUGGAAUAAAAUUGAAGAACAGCCCAAAAGAUUUAAGAUUUGUUUAGAGAAACUUGUUGAAUAAAAGUAUAGGAGAAAUGUUAGCAGUAAAGCUUGGAAUUUGCUACAGUUAGUUAAUUCCAUUCAAUUGCAAUGUGCCCUGUUUUAUGCCAGUGAUAUAUUCCAGUCUGCAGAAAUCCAGACCCUAGUUGUCAUGAGAUUGAAUUGUUCAGCUGAAAAAUGAAAUGAUUCAGUCUAUUCAAUCUAGCCCUGAACAGACAUUAGGACCUAUGUGCUCUGCAGCUACUGGAUUAGAUAGAUCGCCCUGCCUAAGUUAAGGAAGCUGUUCUUGAAAGAAGCUAUGAUACAUGAGAUGAAUAUUUUGAAGCUUGUGGAAAAAUACAUUGGGUUGUUAGAGGAUGUUUGGAAGAAUGGGGAAUUGCUUUAUGCUCAGGCAUUCCAAAACUGUUAAGGAGAAGGGCCUUUUAAAGAAGAGGAAAAAGCCCCACACAAGUGAAUUUGUUUAUGCAGAAAUAGAUUCUGAGGUGUCCAAGCAAAGACCUAGACUGGAAGUGCAGAAGGAUCCAGAUAUGGAGGAAGUGAGGUUGAAGAUUGAUGGGUUGAAUGGGUCUGAUCUGGCAGCGUUUCAUGGCCUCACAAGGAAGGAUAUCCUCUGCCUUUUGGAAAGGAGUCUUAGUGAGAAGGAGAAGAUUUGCAGUCGCGGCAUAAGAAGAACUGAAACAAAGGUUUGUAGGCUCUCCAAGAAUGCUGCUGCCAAUGUCUCAGAUCUCUGUGUGCAUGUUGUCACCUGGAAUAUGAAUGGGAAGGUUGCUUGCCAUGAACUUCAUAAACUUGUUGGAGGGAGAGGAGAAAGCUUCGACUUGUAUGUUAUAGGAUUGCAAGAAGUUCCCAACUGCAAUGCUAGUUCUCUGAUUCUCAAUGCAUUGGGAGGAAACUACAGCUUGGUUGCUGCUUCUAUCAUGGUCUCUCUGCAGCUAUUCCUAUUUGCAAGGAAUGUUAUACAGCCUGUUAUAAAAGAUGUUAGAAUUGACAAGGUUGCAUUAGGGGGCUUGGGAGGCGUUGUAAGACGACAUAAGGGGGCGGUGGGCAUAGCUUUCAAAUACAGAGACACUUCCUUCCUUUUGAUUUCAUGCCAUCUAUCUCCUCACGAGAACAAUGUCCUGGAGCGAAAUGUUCAGUACCAGCGAAUUUGCCAAACCAUAUUUAGCAAAGCAAAGAGAAGUCCAAGCCGAAUCAACAGUCUUUCUCCUGCCUGGAAAACUCCAGAGCACGAAACUGCUUUAUCUCCUGCUGUUGGGCAGUCCGAUGUAGUGGUGUGGCUGGGUGAUCUUAACUACAGAAUCGAAGGAAGCAGAAAAUCAGUCAGUUUUCUCAUUAAUCAGAACCUCCAAAAGCUGCUGAGAGCAAAAGACCAACUUUCUAGAGAGGCAGAAAGAGGGGAGAUAUUCCAUGGCUUCUGCGAAGGUCCACUAUCUUUCAGACCCACCUACAAAUAUGAUAUCGGGACUGACAAUUAUGAUACCAGUGCUAAGGAAAGAGUUCCAUCAUGGACUGAUAGAAUAUUGUACAAAGUGAAUCGUGCAACAAAUGUGAAAGCCGACGUGCAGGACUAUGACUCUAUCGACCAUAUAAAGGCGUCGGAUCAUAGACCUGUUAAAGCUCUUCUAACCAUUCAUCUAGACGCCUUCACAUAACACAAAAUCUGUUAAAUAUUAACUGUUGUCUAUAGUUGAGGUAUAAAAAACUAUUCAUUAUAAGUUUUCCCCCAUUGGGGACCAUUUAUUUUUUGAUUCUUUUGAAUGUGGAGGAAUAAUAGAGGCUUAAAGCAAGAGCAUAUUCUAUUAUUAUUUCUAUUUCUAAUUGCUCUUAUUGCUCGAUUUUUGUUGAUAAUAUAUUGUAGACGUCUUCUUCAAGAUUCUAUGACCCCUGUUUAAAUAUCUUUGAUAUAAGAAAUUAUACUUGGUUUU